Messenger RNA from Lachancea meyersii CBS 8951, 1329 nucleotides. Lineage: Eukaryota; Fungi; Ascomycota; Saccharomycetes; Saccharomycetales; Saccharomycetaceae. The record is from the annotation of a GenBank genome assembly.
AUGGGCCAAAUCCUGUCGAAUCCGAUCAUCGACAAGGAAACAGACGCUGGCAAAGACGUGCUGACCGCGUUUGGACUGUGCGCGAUGCAGGGGUGGCGGAUGUCAAUGGAGGACUCUCAUGUGUGCGCGACCAAUGUGGGGUCUGCACACAGUGAGCACAGCCAUGUAGCAUACUACGCGGUGUUCGACGGCCACGGGGGGUCUUCCGUGGCCCAGUUCUGCGGUGUCAAGGCGGCUAAGGUGCUGCAGGACCAGCCCUCGUUCCAACAAGGCCGGUACGCCCAGGCUCUCGUAGAUGCGUUUAUCGCGUCAGAUCGCGAUAUUCUGCGCGAUCCACUGCUCAGAAACGACCACAGCGGCUGCACUGCCACCGCGAUGCUAGUAUCCAAGGAACAGCAACAGCUGUUCUGUGGCAACGCAGGCGACAGCCGAACAGUGCUGUCGCGCAGUGCGAUCGCCAAAGCGCUCUCAUACGACCAUAAGCCCACGCUCGUGGGUGAAAAAUCUCGAAUCGUGGCCGCAGACGGUUUCGUCGAGAUGGACCGUGUCAACGGUAACCUGGCACUCAGUCGUGCCAUUGGCGAUUUUGAGUUCAAGUCCAACCCGAACCUGCCACCACACGCGCAGAUCGUCACGUGCGUGCCGGACGUGGUAGAACAUUCGAUAGACUACGAGCAGGACGAAUUUGUGAUCCUGGCUUGUGACGGUAUCUGGGACUGUUUGUCCUCGCAAGAGUGUGUGGAUCUGGUGCACUACGGUAUCAACAAGGGCGACAUGGCGCUGGAACAGAUCUCGUCGCGUAUCGUCGACGUGUGUUGUUCUCCUACUACAGAGGGCACCGGCAUUGGCUGCGACAACAUGAGUAUCGUGAUCGUGGCCCUGUUGAAAGACGAGGAAUCGCUAGAAGAGUGGUUCUCACGCAUCAGGAGCAAAAACCACGUCGCAAACGUGUCCUUCGAAGAAAGAAGACGCGCCGUUUUCUCCUUUUAUGAUUUCCCCAAGAACGAUGCAGAGGUUUUUGCCGUCUCCACCAAAAAAGUGGAAGAGCACGGCAACAGCUAUUCCUCUAAUGACGACGAAGACACGGAAAUGGAACGCAACGAGGCCCCAUCAGGUCGCUCUCAGAUGGACAUGUUUUCUUUAGAGACUCUUUUGGGGGCCAACGGCAUCCAGGUAUCGCAAGGAGGCAACAACGUUUCGUAUAUCCAUGGAUCCGCGCUUUCGGAAGUGUUGGCGUCGCUCGGGGGCGGCAAUGGAGUUACUCAAGCCAUUGAUGAAGAAAAUGAAUCCGACGAAAACAAGGAAAAACUUGAGGAGAUAAAGGAUUGA